Molecule: messenger RNA, 405 nt
Organism: Diutina rugosa
Lineage: Eukaryota; Fungi; Ascomycota; Pichiomycetes; Serinales; Debaryomycetaceae
Gene: AUT7
Product: ubiquitin-like protein
Exons: 2
Coding region: 1-405 (134 amino acids)
Biological process (GO): macroautophagy; cellular response to nitrogen starvation
Cellular component (GO): cytosol; autophagosome; fungal-type vacuole membrane
Molecular function (GO): phosphatidylethanolamine binding
Source: RefSeq, a predicted model, not a curated record
AUGAGAUCCCAAUUCAAAGACGAACACCCUUUCGAAAAGCGUAAGGCCGAAGCGGCAAGAAUCACCCAGCGCUUCAAGGACCGGGUGCCGGUGAUUUGUGAAAAGGUGGAGAAUUCAGAUAUACCGGAAAUCGACAAGCGGAAGUAUCUCGUCCCGGUCGAUCUCUCAAUUGGUCAAUUUGUCUACGUUAUCCGUAAGCGGAUCAAGUUACCUUCCGAAAAGGCGAUUUUCAUUUUCGUUAAUGACAUCUUGCCUCCCACUGCUGCUUUGAUUUCGACCAUUUACGAAGAACACAAGGAUGAGGACGGGUUUUUGUACGUCUUAUACUCUGGAGAAAACACCUUUGGUCAAGUGAUGGGCGACUUCACUGAGGCUGAAAUUGCUGAAGCCAAGCUUUACGCGUAG